Messenger RNA from Plasmodium inui San Antonio 1, 978 nucleotides. RefSeq lists its product as hypothetical. Gene Ontology annotation, cellular component: nucleus; cytoplasm. The transcript has 6 exons. NCBI's taxonomy places the organism in Eukaryota, Apicomplexa, Aconoidasida, Haemosporida, Plasmodiidae. Gene Ontology annotation, molecular function: protein folding chaperone; protein-folding chaperone binding. The coding region runs from base 1 to 978 and encodes 325 amino acids. The record is from RefSeq and is a predicted model, not a curated record.
AUGUUUUUCAUUCGUAAGCGGUACUUUGGCUUUUCCCAUGGCUUGGGCGUAUCGGGCACCAUCCAGAGGGGGCUAUUCAAGGAGGCCCCCAACUGCGCCCUCCAGAGGAGACCCUUCAGCACAAAAAACUUCUAUGAAAUCCUAAACGUCCAACGAAACAGCAGUAAGAAUGAAAUAAAGCAGGCAUAUAGGAAGCUGGCCCUCAAGUAUCACCCAGACAGGAACCCAAACAAUCGAAAAGAAUCGGAGAAAAUGUUCAGAGAAAUAACAGAAGCAUAUGAGACGUUAAGUGACGAAAAUAAGAAGCACAUCUAUGACAGUCAACUGAAUGGUGGUUUCUCUGGUGGCCACUUUCAUAACAACUACGCCAACACGAACGGCAGUGGUAAAACAAAUUACACUUACGAGACGAAGAGAAUGAGUGAUGAAGAAAUCGAGAAGGUCUUCAAGAAAGUCUUUGGCACCAUGAACCUUAAUGAUAUUUUUAAAUCGAACGUUUUUGGGGAGGGCAACUUCCCCUCGAGAGGGAUGGGGAACGAUUUCUUCACAAAUUUCGGAGUACCGGGAUCCUAUCGGAGCAGCAAUGCAAAUAUAAAACAGACGAACAUAAAAACGGAGAUCAUCCCGCGAGGAAAUAAAAUCAUCGAGAAGACGACCAAAAUAAUUACCUACCACGACGGGGUCGUCAAGCAGGAGAUCACGGAGCGGGAGAUAAGCGGCAACAGCAAAGAAUCCGACGACAUGUCAGACUUUGGUCUUUUCUAUAAAAAUAAUCUGAAAAACGCGCAUCCUCGUGUCAGUCCAAGUGAAUUCAUUGAUUAUUUAAAAAUCGGGAAAGGAAACCUCCUGGCGAGACAAGUUAUACGAUAUGCAUACGGGAUCAUCUCCAUAGCCACGAGAAGGAUCCUUGUGAAUUUGGUUAUACAAGUUGUUCGAAGGAUCAUACAAGGCGUCAUCCACAUGCUGCGGAGGAGGUGA